Molecule: messenger RNA, 1696 nt
Organism: Camelina sativa (false flax)
Lineage: Eukaryota; Viridiplantae; Streptophyta; Magnoliopsida; Brassicales; Brassicaceae
Product: UDP-glycosyltransferase 83A1-like
Molecular function (GO): quercetin 3-O-glucosyltransferase activity; quercetin 7-O-glucosyltransferase activity
Source: RefSeq, a predicted model, not a curated record
CUUUGGAUUAUAACUCAAAACAAAAAAAAAAUAUGGUAAGGCCACAUGUUGUGGUCAUACCUUACCCAGCACAAGGCCAUGUUCUUCCUCUAAUGAGUUUCUCACGUUACCUUGCGAAACAAGGAAUCCAAAUUACAUUCGUAAACACCGAGUUUAACCACAAUCGCAUCAUCAGUUCCUUACCGAAAUCAUCCCCUGAUGAUUAUGUUGGGAAUGGGAUCAAUCUUGUUUCCAUCCCUGACGGUUUAGAAGAUUCACCAGAAGAGAGGAACAUUCCAGGGAAGUUGUCUGAAUCGGUUUUGCAUUUUAUGCCUACCAAAGUAGAGGAACUGAUCGGGAGGAUGAUCGCGGACAGUAGCGGUGGUACUGGUACGAUCAUAAGCUGUGUUGUAGCCGAUCAGAGCUUGGGAUGGGCAAUCGAAGUUGCGGUUAAGUUUGGGAUCAGACGUGCUGCUUUUUGUCCCGCCGCAGCUGCGUCUAUGGUUCUUGGAUUUAGUAUUAAGAAACUCAUCGAUGAUGGUCUCAUAGAUUCUGAUGGGACUCCGAGUGUAAACAAGACAAUUCAACUAUCUCCUGGGAUGCCGAUGAUGGAAACAGACAAGUUUGUGUGGUUUUGUCUGAAGAACAAAGAAUCUCAAAGGAACAUAUUCCAACUUAUGCUUCAAAACAAUGAGUCAGUUGAGUCAACGGAUUGGUUGUUGUGUAACUCCGUGUAUGAACUCGAAACAGCAGCCUUUGGAUUGUGCCCACAAAUAUUACCAGUUGGUCCCAUUGGUUGGGUUCAUAGUCUUGAAGAGGAUUCCAUUUCCACGUCACUAGGAAGCUUUUUACCUCAGGACCGGGAUUGUCUAGAAUGGUUGGACCGGCAGAUUCCCGGUUCGGUUAUAUAUGUUGCCUUUGGGAGUUUUGGGGUUAUCAGCAACGCUCAGUUAGAAGAGCUAGCAAUUGGUCUGGAGCUUACCAAGAGGCCGGUCUUGUGGGUCACCGGCUCCGGUUAUCAACCACCAAUCAAAGUCGGCUCGGAUCAGGUCAAAGUGGUGAGAUGGGCACCACAACGGGAGGUACUUUCUUGUGGAGCCAUUGGAUGUUUCGUGAGCCAUUGUGGAUGGAAUUCAACUUUGGAAGGAGCCCAAAAUGGCAUACCAUUCUUAUGCAUCCCUUAUUUUGCAGACCAAUUUAUCAACAAAGCAUAUAUAUGCGAUGUAUGGAAGAUUGGAUUAGGAUUUGAAAGAGAUGAACAAGGAGUGGUUCCGAGGUUAGAGGUGAAGAAGAAUAUCGAUGAGAUCAUGAGAGACGGUGGAGUGUAUAAACAACGAGCCAUGAAGGUUAAAGAGAUCAUGAUGAGAGGGGUUGCAAAAGAUGGAGUUUCUUAUGAGAAUCUUCAUAAAUUUGUCAGCUGGAUCAAAUCACAAGUGAAUUGAUAAAGUUUCAAUAGAUUCGCAAUGCAUGCAUAUUAUUACAAUGUUUCUAAAGAACGAUAAAAUGCAAAAGAAAUUAAAUGUAUCCAAUUCAAGCUUUCAAACCAAACAUCCAACAAACUUAUUAGUGUGUGUAUGGGAAAAUUAUGAAGAGAACAAAAAAUCAAAACAGAGGAUCUCUAACAUUUUCCAGUAGAGGAUAAAGAGUAAAUUGGUACAUUUAUUUUACCAGCGAUGAUGUGAAAUUAUGAAAGAUACAGUAAGAAAAAACUCAAAAA